This is a messenger RNA of Aplosporella prunicola CBS 121167, 525 nucleotides long. RefSeq lists its product as uncharacterized. NCBI's taxonomy places the organism in Eukaryota, Fungi, Ascomycota, Dothideomycetes, Botryosphaeriales, Aplosporellaceae. The record is from RefSeq and is a predicted model, not a curated record. The transcript is spliced from 2 exons. The coding region runs from base 1 to 525 and encodes 174 amino acids.
AUGGCAGACGACGACGCGCCGGCGCCGCCCUCGUCGCCCAAGGCCGAGCUGACGCGCGCCGAGACCGAGGCCAUUGGGCCUGCGUCAGACAACCCGGCCGCGAAGCCAGACACGACGGCGGGCCCCGUCGUGGUCAUCACGCUGCUGCUGACGAGCGGCGCGCGGCAUCCCUACAAGAUUGACGAAAAGUACCUCAAGAAGCGCGGCGUCGACGUCGAGAACAUGGAUCCCUUCAACAUCAGCGUGUACACGCUCAAGGAGCUGAUAUGGCGGGACUGGCGUGAAGAAUGGGAGCCACGGCCGUCGUCGCCCAGCGCAAUCCGGCUCAUCUCGUUCGGCCGCAUGCUCGACGACAAGCAGCCCCUGCGCGACUGCCGCUUCCAGGCCGAGUCGCCCAACGUGGUGCACAUGACGGUGAAGCCGCAGGAGGUGGUGGACGAGGAGGACGCCAAGACGGCCAAAGGCGGGUCGCGCGACCACGACGACAACGAGCAGACGGCGCGCUGUCGCUGCGUGAUUUUGUAG